AAAGAGAAGAAAACUGUAUACACCCUUUCACAAGAAAAGUAUCUCAAAAAAAAAAAUAUCAAAGAGUAGGCAUGGAUUCAGAAGAAGGAACACAACAACCUCAGUUAGUUCUUGCGCACAAACUCUUCCUUUUAACACAUUCAGAUGUUAAUGACUUGGACAAAGUUCGUCUUCGUGAAGAAGUCCUUGAAGCUGUUGUCUCCAAUGAUAUGGUUCCAUUGUAUGAAACCCUAGUUUCAAAUGGGGUUUUGAGUUUGGAUCAGAAGGUUCUUGAUUCUAUGCGUGCUAAGAAUUCUGAUGAGCUCAAAAAACUCGACGAGAAGAUUGCUGAUGCAGAAGAAAACUUGGGCGAAAGUGAAGUUAGAGAAGCUCAUUUGGCAAAAUCAUUGUUCUUCAUUCGGAUUGGUGACAAGGAGAAAGCACUUGAACAACUCAAGGUGACCGAGAGCAAAACUGUUGCAGUUGGGCAAAAGAUGGACUUGGUGUUCUAUACCUUGCAGAUGGGAUUAUUUGACUUGGAUUUUGACCUCAUUUCUAAAAGCAUAGAUAAAGCAAAGAAAUUAUUUGAAGAGGGUGGUGACUGGGAGAGGAAGAACAGGUUGAAGGUGUAUGAAGGGUUGUUCUGCAUGUCCACUCGUAACUUCAAGAAAGCAGCAGAUCUUUUCCUUGAUUCUAUCUCAACUUUUACCACAUAUGAGCUCUUUCCUUAUGAUACUUUCAUAUUUUAUACUGUCCUUACGAGCAUCAUUACCUUGGACCGGGUUUCCUUGAAACAGAAGGUAGUUGAUGCACCAGAGAUCUUGACAGUUAUUGGAAAGAUUCCGUUCCUGUCUGAGUUUAUGAACUCAUUAUAUGAGUGUCAGUACAAGUCAUUUUUCUCCGCAUUCGCUGGAUUGACGGAGCAUAUUAAAUUGGAUCGCUACUUGCAACCACACUUCAGAUAUUAUAUGAGGGAGGUCAGAACAGUUGUGUAUUCCCAGUUCCUGGAGUCCUACAAGAGUGUUACUAUUGAGGCCAUGGCCAAGGCUUUUGGUGUAUCCGAGGAUUUCAUCGACUUGGAACUAUCUCGGUUCAUUGCAGCUGGGAAGUUGCAUUGCAAGAUUGAUAAAGUAGCAGGAGUAUUGGAAACUAAUCGUCCUGAUGCAAAGAAUGCUCUUUAUCAGGCAACUAUCAAGCAAGGGGACUUCUUGUUGAAUCGCAUUCAAAAGCUUUCUCGUGUCAUUGAUCUCUAAAGCAGUUAUACCAUGUUGGCGUUGUACUUGUUUUCUUCAACCGCGUGUAGCACUAAUCUUAAUAUAUUUUACCUUUUCAUUUCGAGCUCUUGGAGUACCAUUUAGUAACUUUCUGAAAUCAAGAUAUUUUGUGUGUUGGGAUUAGCUAGCUUAUGUAUGGGCAACAUUCGGAUUCUCUUUUAAAAUCUUGUCUCCUUUUUAAUUUUUUUGUGCAAGUGAUGAUGAAAGUGAUUGAGAGUUCUAUAUUGUGAAGUUAAGAAAUGGGUUUAUUUUGUA
Messenger RNA from Lycium barbarum (goji berry), 1508 nucleotides. RefSeq names its product 26S proteasome non-ATPase regulatory subunit 6 homolog. Bases 72 to 1232 code for a protein of 386 amino acids. NCBI's taxonomy places the organism in Eukaryota, Viridiplantae, Streptophyta, Magnoliopsida, Solanales, Solanaceae. The transcript has 8 exons. Gene Ontology annotation, biological process: proteasome-mediated ubiquitin-dependent protein catabolic process. The record is from RefSeq and is a predicted model, not a curated record.